Messenger RNA from Malaclemys terrapin pileata, 2784 nucleotides. It is a transcript of the gene PEX13, whose product is annotated as peroxisomal biogenesis factor 13. Gene Ontology annotation, molecular function: protein binding. Gene Ontology annotation, cellular component: peroxisomal importomer complex; peroxisomal membrane; peroxisome. The record is from RefSeq and is a predicted model, not a curated record. The transcript is spliced from 4 exons. Gene Ontology annotation, biological process: protein import into peroxisome matrix, docking. NCBI's taxonomy places the organism in Eukaryota, Metazoa, Chordata, Testudines, Emydidae. Bases 66 to 1256 code for a protein of 396 amino acids.
UCAGGUGCGGAGGCUGGGCUGGGGCGGCUCGGCCGGGAGGGCGCAGCGGAGCCGGAACGGAGGAGAUGGCGUCUCAGCCGCCACCUCCCAAGCCCUGGGAGAACCGGCGCCUUGCGGGAACCGCGGCCCCGGCCUUCCAGUCUGCUGAUUUGGGUGCCAGCCUGCUGACCAGGCCUGGACAACCCACACGAGUACCUCCGCCUAUUUUGCCACGACCAUCACAGCAGGCAGGGAACAGUAGCCUGAGCAAUUUCAGACCUGCAUACAGCAGUUCCUUUUCUCCAGGCUAUGGCACAUAUGGAAACUCCUUUUAUGGAAACUACAGCCCUUACAGUUAUGGAUAUGGUGGUAUGGGCUAUAACCGGUUUCGUACAGACGAUCUACCUCCCAGCAGAUUUGUUCAGCAGGCUGAAGAGAGCAGCAGAGGUGCAUUUCAGUCCAUUGAAAGUAUUGUGCAUGCAUUUGCCUCAGUCAGUAUGAUGAUGGAUGCUACCUUUUCAGCUGUUUAUAACAGUUUCAGGGCUGUAUUGGAUGUAGCCAAUCACUUCUCCCGACUCAAAAUACACUUCACAAAGGUGUUUUCAGCUUUUGCAUUAGUCAGAACUAUCAAAUACUUCUACAAACGGAUGCAGCGACUGCUGGGUCUGCGGAAGAGCUCUGAGAAUGAGGAUUUGUGGGCUGAAAGUGAAGGAACUGUAGCUCGCAUUGGCCCAGAGGACCGGGCAGCUAACUCAGCAAAAUCCUGGCCGAUUUUCUUGUUCUUUGCUGUUAUUCUUGGGGGUCCCUACCUCAUCUGGAAGCUGCUCUCCACGUACAGUGAUGAAGAAACAGUGUCUAGUAACUGGGCAAACGGAGAUGAUGAUCACGUAAUUGGAAGAGCAGAAUAUGACUUCACUGCUGUUUCAGAAGAAGAAAUUUCUUUUCGUGCUGGUGACAUGCUAAAAUUAGCACCCAAAGAACAACAACCCAAAGUACGUGGCUGGCUUUUGGCUAGUCGUGAUGGUCAAACAACAGGACUUGUGCCAGCUAAUUACAUCAAAAUAUUGGGUAAACGAAGAGGUCGGAAAACAGUGGAGCUGGAAAUUAUUACAGAGCAGCAGCCGGCUUUUACCAACACAACACCUGUUAGAGGAGCCACUGACGCGGAUACUUUAGAGGAGCAAGAAGAUGCAUUUGAGUCUGUUUUUGUUGAAAUGAAUAAGGUUCCCGUUAUCUCUGACUCCACUGUGAUAGGUGGAGAUAAACAGGAUCUCUGAUGCACCUGGAUAAAAUUUAGUGAUUGAACUAUACUUAUCAAUAAUCCUUUUGAUAUUCUUAAAAUUGUAGAAGUACACUGUUAGGACUGUAUCAAGUAUCUCGCUGCUGGGUGACGGGUGAACAGAUAACAAAAUAAUUUACCCAAACUUUAAUGGCAUGCUUGGGUCACUUAAAGUUGUACAUUUGUGGCCCUGCCCAGCAAACCAUUGGCAAUUGUGAGAUCUCAGGCUGGGGGGAGUUCUGUAGAAGCAACUCGGUAAGCCAAUGUGUUGCAUCUCUAGCUGCACAUUUUGGUCAUUCGAAGGAAUAGUGCUGAUGAAUUCUAGAGGUAGCAGUGUCCAGUCCUCCUUAUUGGAGAAAGAAUUGGCUUGAUAUGAGGCCUUUGAGACGGGGUGUUGAGAAGGAAAACAACCAUUUCUAGCAGAGGCCUCCAAAAAUUGUAUAUUGAAGAGCCCUUAAAAUACUUUAUUUUUUUGGCUGCUUUUUGGUAAAAUUAGUGCUUCCACUACCAUAAAGAAAAAUUAAAGACUUCAGUCCUUUGUUAUAAAAAGGUGAUUCUCUUAAGAAACAAGAUUAGCACUGUGAAGGAAGGUACAUUCAACUGGAAUUGUAAGCAGAUAAAUGCUAUUACCGUUGUUUUCAAGAAAGUAUAAGCGGGUUUUUUUUUCCCCCACCAUUCUGGGAGCUUUUCCUCAUCAGAGUCCUGAGGACCACAUGUUUUGUUCUGGUUUAUUAUGCACAUGCUUUAGGCCCUACGUAUCUUCCAGCCAAGCAAUGUUAAGGAUGCUCAUUUUUUAUCAACAUCUCUCUAGGGCCUAGUGAGCUAAGUUAGCACAGCCACACUUCCAGCCAGGUAUAUAAUAGCUUAUCAAUUUCUAGUAAUUAUGUAUUUUAACAGCUACAUCCAAACUUCCCUUGUUUCAGUGCAAUUUCUUUUUGAACUUUUGUGAGAAAAUUCAGCCUGAUUUUAACACAGCAGGAAUGCAUCACAGAGUGGAUAGGAAACAUCUGUGUUGCCAUUAAUUAGAUGCGGUUUUCUAUUGAUAAUCCCACAAAAUAGGAAACAAGAAAAAAAGCUGCCCAUUUCAUUGUCUCAUCAUGGAGAUGGAUGAGUUAACUGCUAACUUUAUUAUUCCUAAUGUACUUCAGGUGUUAAAUCUGGUAUUUCCCCAUAAAAUCUGAGGUACAUUGAGAACCAUAAUUGCAUAAAGACUAUAUUAUAUAUUAUAAAUGUAUAUUAACAAUAUACAUUUUGCCUUCAAAUCUAUUUACUUUUGUGAGCUCUGUACUGAAGUCAUACUUCUCUGGGAAGCAAAUUUAAGUAAAGAUUCCUUUGUCGGGACUCACUCACAUUAAUAUUAGAUUUGAUUAACACAGAAUCAUUUUCAGUUCAGGCUGUAGUUCUUAUGGAAUGUUCUUAUAUACUGUAUUGAACCCUUCAAUGUUAGAACACAUCAUACAGUUCUAAUGUACUACAGCAAAGGAAAAAUACUGAUGGCCGUGUAUUAAUAAAUCAUUUCAAUUAAA